AUGGCGGCGGGAGCGCGGCGGCGGCGGCGGCUCCUCCCGGCCUGGAUGGGGGCGGCGGCGUACAAGCCGCCGGCGCCGGCGGAGCCCCCCAAGGCCGGGCGGCGGCAGGCGGCGGCGGUGGGGCCCAGGGCGGCGGCGGCGGUGGUGUACUGCAUGAACGAGGCGGAGCUGGUGGACGUGGCCCUGGCGGUGCUGGCCGAGAAUCUACAGUGUGAGGAAGGUGAGGAGAAGGCCCGGUCCCGGAGCGAAGAGGAGCAGGAGCAGGAGCUCCAGCCAACACCCAACGAGGCUCCUGGAAACACAGACAGCACGGGGGGAGGCAGCAACCACAGUCCGGCUCCCCCAACCCCUCCUGGUGCUGGUGCUGACACACAGAGGACAGGCUGGGAGGACUCUGAUGACGAUGUUCUGAAAUAUGUCAGGGAGAUCUUUUUCAGCUAACGGUGCCUCCUCUGCGGCUCCCCAGGAGCAAAGGGGACAGUGGCAAGGGUGUCCCCUCCCACAGCGUUGCAGAUGGCAGGAGGAGGGCCUGUGGUGGGCUGUGUGUCCACUGUGUAUGUGGCCUGUGGAGCUGACAGGAGGCCCACAAAGGCCAUGGGGGAAAAGGAAAGGGGCACUCACUUCUCCCAGUGUGUGCUGACUUCAGUAGGAUUUGGCUCCAGAUUAGGUUAUGUUAAUUUCUGUUUGGCAUAUCGGAGUAUGGAAAGAUUAAAUGGGAUAUUCUGGUUUC
Phalacrocorax carbo (great cormorant) is the source of this 730-nucleotide messenger RNA. The record is from RefSeq and is a predicted model, not a curated record. Lineage: Eukaryota; Metazoa; Chordata; Aves; Suliformes; Phalacrocoracidae.